Molecule: messenger RNA, 882 nt
Organism: Pediculus humanus corporis (human body louse)
Lineage: Eukaryota; Metazoa; Arthropoda; Insecta; Psocodea; Pediculidae
Product: Homeobox protein orthopedia, putative
Exons: 5
Coding region: 1-882 (293 amino acids)
Biological process (GO): regulation of transcription by RNA polymerase II; anatomical structure development
Molecular function (GO): RNA polymerase II cis-regulatory region sequence-specific DNA binding; DNA-binding transcription factor activity, RNA polymerase II-specific
Source: RefSeq, a predicted model, not a curated record
AUGGGACGUGUAACAACUGACCAUCCCUCAUUAUCCCCUUGUGAUUUGGAAGGAGCAACUUCCGACGAUAUAAGUUCGGGUGGUGAUAAUUCAAAUGCCGGAAGUAGCGCCGGAAAUCCGGAAGAUGAUCAAGCGAGACUGAGAUUAAAAAGAAAACUUCAAAGAAAUCGAACUUCUUUUACUAACGAUCAGAUAGAUAGUUUAGAAAAGGAAUUCGAAAGGACUCAUUAUCCCGAUGUGUUUGCAAGAGAAAGGUUAGCCGCUAAAAUAGGACUACCGGAAGCGAGAAUACAAGUUUGGUUUUCUAACAGGAGAGCUAAAUGGAGAAGAGAAGAAAAAUUAAGAAAUCAAAGACGUCCACAACCGGUCGAACCACCGCCAUCUUCUCCACCGAGAGGAACCCCUAAUGGCGGCGGCGGUGGCGGUGGUGGAGGUGUUAUGAACGGUACAGGUUUUACAAAUCCAAAUUUAUAUACGUCAAUACCACCGCCGAUGACAAUGCCGGGAGAUUCGUACAGUCCGAUGCCACCGUCGGUAUCCAAUUUCGUUAUGUCAAACAGUCAUCAUCAUAAUAGUAACGGUGUUACUCCGGUUGGUAUGUCUGCCACUUCUUCGGCAUGCCUGCAACAAAGAGAUGGUACAGGAUAUUCGUGCAUGAGUCGUCCAACAUACGAAACAUUAUCGCUUACCGGAAGUUAUCACGGUGGUAGACCAUCGUGCAGUCCAACUCAGCCUUACCAACACAUGAACGGAGUCGGUCAUCAAUAUUCCACUAACGGAAGUUCUUCAACUGGUUUGAUAUCUCCGGGUGUAUCAGUUCCGAUUGCCGUACCUGGACAAACAACGGACAUGUCUUCUCAAUAUUGGCCAAGAAUUCAGUGA